Molecule: messenger RNA, 2536 nt
Organism: Salvelinus namaycush (lake trout)
Lineage: Eukaryota; Metazoa; Chordata; Actinopteri; Salmoniformes; Salmonidae
Product: tyrosine-protein kinase ITK/TSK-like
Exons: 18
Coding region: 464-2326 (620 amino acids)
Biological process (GO): peptidyl-tyrosine autophosphorylation; B cell receptor signaling pathway; intracellular signal transduction
Molecular function (GO): ATP binding; non-membrane spanning protein tyrosine kinase activity; protein binding
Source: RefSeq, a predicted model, not a curated record
GCCUGUCCUGCAGACUAGUCGAGGGUUGCGUAAGGGAAUGUCUUCCCCAAACGUACUCAAGUUCACACAUUACUUUUUAGAAACCUACCUAGUCGUAUCCCUUCAUCCGCGAUGCGUAAAGCUUCUGUGAACUCGUUGGUUUUGAGUUUCUCCAGAAUAUGGCAUUUCAUCCUCGUUUCUUCUGGGCAGCACUUCUCAAUGACACUGAAGAUCAGGAUGGUGUUCUUGAUAUUUUUGGCGUCUCUCUGUUUAAAUCUUUCCUUGCAGGCUGGGCACCUGGAUGGCAAGUAGUUUCCCAGGCAACUCCGGCAGAACGAGUGACCACAGGACAUGGUGGCCGGUUCACACAUGAGGAACAGGCAGAUUGGGCACUCAAGUAGAUCCAUGGUGGCACCGUGGCGGGGUUGUGUCACACCAGCGGGUCCGUGCUCUCUCCGGCCAGCGCCAGGUAUCUGUGUUCACUAUGCUCCCCACAGUAAUCUUGAAGGGGACUCUCAUCAAGAAAUCUCAGCAGAAGCGAAGGACAUCGCCCUGUAAUUACAAGGAAAGGUUAUUUGUCUUGGACACCCAGGACCUGACCUAUUCUGAACAGCGGCCUGGGAAAAAGCCCAGCCAGAAAGGCUGCAUUGAGCUCUCCAGGAUCAAGUGUGUAGAGAUAGUGUGCAGUGAAGUCCCAAUCCCCUGCAGCAACAAGUACCCCUUCCAGGUUGUCCACGACAACUGCUACCUGUACAUCUUCGCCCCGGACAACGACUGUCGUCAGAGAUGGGUCCGAGCUCUGAAGGAGGAGACCAAGUGCAACGCAUUACUCCUGAAGUAUCACCCCAACUUCUGGAUGGAGGGGAGGUGGAGGUGCUGUUACCAGACAGAGAAGAUGGCUACAGGAUGUCAGGAGUACGACCCUGUGGGAUUCGGUACAGCUUCCAAGAAGCCUCUCCCUCCAACCCCGGACACACAGCGGCGGAUCUCCGACCCGGACCAGAGUGUGGUGGUAGCACUACAGAACUACAGUCCCCAUGGAGACACAGAGCUGCCCCUUCACAAAGACCAGGAGUACAUCCUGACUGACAGCUCCCACCAUGAUUGGUGGACCGUACAGGACCACAGAGGAAACACAGGUUUUGUACCUUGCACUUAUAUAGCGGAAAAAUCCUGCAACAACUUCAACAGAUUUGAAUGGUACAACAAAGACAUAACGAGAGGCAGAGCUGAGGAACUGCUGAUGACAGAGGGUAAGGAAGGAGCCUUUAUGGUGCGAGACUCCAGGCAUGCAGGCGUCUACACUGUGUCCGUCUUCACUAAAGCCCCAGGAUCCAACGGGCAGAAGAACCCGCGGGUGAAGCACUACCAGAUCAGACAGUCAGAGGCAGAGGAGACGUCCAAGUUUUACCUGGCAGAGAAAUACCUGUUCAUGACCAUUCCUGAGCUCAUCCAGUACCACCAACACAACGCUGCAGGUCUGAUCACGCGACUGAGACAUCCCAUCUCUCAGGGUAGAGAGAGCUUUCAGAGCCCUGCAGAACUCUCAAAAGGUCAGUGGGAGGUGGACCCGGCAGACCUGACCCUGGGUGAGGAAGUGGGCAGCGGUCAGUUUGGCCUGGUACUCCAGGGGCGGUGGAGAGAGCGCAGGGUAGCUGUGAAGAUGGUCCGGGAGGGAGCCAUGUCUGAGGAGGACUUUAAAGAGGAGGCCAGGGUCAUGACGAUGCUGUCCCACUGUAAACUGGUGCAGCUGUAUGGUGUGUGUACACAGCAUUCUCCCAUGUGUCUGGUGUUUGAGUUGAUGGAGCAGGGCUGCCUGUCAGACUACCUCCGAGCCAGGAGGGGGCGUAUGUCCCAGGACACCCUACUGGGGAUGUGUCUGGACGUCAGUGAAGGGAUGGCAUACCUGGAGAGCAACAACUUCAUCCACAGAGACCUGGCAGCCAGAAACUGUCUGGUCUCCUGCAACAACGUGGUGAAGGUGUCUGAUUUUGGAAUGACCAGGUUUGUUCUAGAUGACCAGUACACCAGCUCUCAGGGCUCUAAGUUCCCCAUCAAGUGGUCAUCUCCUGAGGUCAUCAAGUACUGCAAGUUCAGCAGCAAGUCUGACAUCUGGUCCUUUGGUGUGUGUAUGUGGGAGGUGUAUACUGAGGGGCGUCUGCCCUAUGAGAACCGGUCUAACGGUGAGGUGGUGGAGGCCCUGAAUGCAGGCCUGAGGCUGCUGAAACCCAGACAGGCCCCAGAGGCUGUGCACCUCCUCAUGGAGUGGUGCUGGAAGGAGAAACCAGAGGACCGACCAUCCUUUGCUCUCCUGCUGCACGAGCUGGCCUCUCUGUCAGACCUCUGAGCCUGAAUGGACAAGCUAUUCAACCAAACCUAGUCUGCUAACUAGCUAUCCGGGGUAAAUCAUGGAAGAAUCAUUUGCUCAAUAAAACUGAAGAUACUAUACAAAAAAGACUUAGCUAGCUGUAUUUAUGUUAUUUAUUCAUUUCCUUCUAAUUUCUAUUUCUUACUUUUUUUUGUAGCAACCAUAUUUUUUAUAAAAUGAAGAAGUCUA